Molecule: messenger RNA, 9720 nt
Organism: Cantharellus anzutake
Lineage: Eukaryota; Fungi; Basidiomycota; Agaricomycetes; Cantharellales; Hydnaceae
Product: vacuolar protein sorting-associated protein 13
Exons: 41
Coding region: 121-9495 (3124 amino acids)
Biological process (GO): late endosome to vacuole transport; protein targeting to vacuole; protein retention in Golgi apparatus
Cellular component (GO): extrinsic component of membrane
Source: RefSeq, a predicted model, not a curated record
UAUACCUUUGCUCCGCUUGCCCAAUACGUCACUCUUCAGAAAGCAGCAUCCAGAACGCGACGAUUUGAGAAAAUUGGUUUCUAUUACGCACAUUGAUUCUCCAAUUUCUCGUCCUGUGCGAUGUGGUUCCUAAAUCCAGGGCGGGAUGCUCUCUAUGCUGUACUGAGCCGUGUUCUUGCUCCCUAUGUGUCGAACCUCGAUAUGACGAAGUUCGAGGCUGGAUUAUGGGCCGGACAUUUCUCCGUGAACAAUUUGCGACUGAAGAAAUCGGCCCUGGAUAAGUUCAGACUCCCCAUUGAUGUCAUCGAGGGGCAUCUUGGCCAUCUUACGCUGAACAUACCAUGGGCAAACCUCUCGUCAAAGCCUGCGGAGGUCAUAAUUGAAGAUCUUUACGUCCUUGCAAUACCUGCCUCUGAGGCAAAGGUAGAUCUGGCGGAGGACGAUGCUCGUGACCAGGCCGCCAAGCAAGAGAGACUAGUGAACUCAGAAGUACUUCAUUCUUCUGGCACGGAGUUCUCUCCUGAGGAAGACGAGAGGAGUCACGGCGUUUUUGAAUCCUUGAUCAACCGCAUUGUCAAUAAUCUACAAAUCACCGUAAGAAACAUACAUAUCCGUUAUGAAGAUUCCCUCAGUGUCCCUGGACGUCCAUUUGCUGUAGGUGUCACCCUCGCAGAAUUCUCAGCCAUUUCGACAGACGACACAUGGGAGCCAGCUUUUGUGCAAAAUAUUUCGGAGCCUAUCCGAAAACUUUCCAUCCUAAAUUCCCUUUCUAUUUACUUUAACACUGACUCUCAAAGCAUCACAACGAAAAAGGGGGACGAAGUGUUGAGAUCAUUAAGGGAACAAAUCUCAAAUGAUAUCAAGCCUCCCCCUGGUCAUCAAUUUAUACUCAAACCUGUUACGGGACAAGGUAGAGUUAUCAUGAACAAGGGAGGGGCCCCAAAAAAGGCCAAGGUGGAAGCAGAGGUAUUCUUUGACGAAAUCGGCUUUGUCCUCGAUGAUUCACAAUACCGGGAUGCGAUCUCGAUGAUCGACAUGUAUCAUUUCUAUCUUAGGAGGUACAGAUACAAGCGUUUCCGGCCCAGCGAUGAAGAAAUUAGAUACAAUCCGAAGUUAGCACUCUUCAGAUUUGCUGCCAGGGCGAUACUCGAUGAGGUUCACCAAAAGCGAAGAUCUUGGACGUGGGAGCAUUUCAAGGAACGGCGCGAUGACAGAGGACAAUACAUACCCCUCUUUAUGAAACGGGAAUUUAGUGGCAGCCUUUCACCCGAAGAAACGUCCGCUUUUGAGGCGUUGGAACGAAAGCUCAGAUAUGAAGACAUCCGAUUCUAUCGCUCCAUAGCUCGUUCCCGGCUCCGCAAAGAGAGAGCGAGCCGGAAGGCGAAUGCUGAGAAGCAGAAGACUCAAAGUCAGCAGCAGCAGGGGUGGAUCGCAUGGGCCUGGAAUGGGACUCGAUACGCUGCCGGUUUGUCCGCGAACUCUUCAGAGGAACCCGGCCCAGACGGUAUGACGGACUCGCAACGCAAAGAGUUAUACGAAGCUAUCAAUUAUGACGAGAAGGAAGUCAUCGCGUCCGGGUUUGAACCGAGCCGUGAUAUCAUGAAGUUGAGCCUUUCUGCUCAGCUUCGUACUGGGUCCCUUGCCUUGAGGUCAGGAUUCCCCAAUGCAAAACACGAUAUCAUCUCUUUAGUCUUCGACGGAUUCUGUGCCGACAUCGUACAAAGGCCUGACAACCUUGAGGCUGCCCUCACUCUUGAUGGAAUGCAUAUCAAUGACGGAACUACACCAGGAACUCUGUAUCCUGACGUCAUUCGAAUGAAGGACAGUCUGGGCUCGAAGUCGGGCUCAUUCAAUGGUCUCAACCGACUAGAGAGUGCGAGAGCCGGAGAGGGCUCAGAUGCUAAACAGGAUUCCAGUCCCUUUUUCUCCCUCAAAUUUGAGAAUAACCCUCUCGAUGAGCGAGCUGAAAAUGCAAUCACGAUCAAGAUGAAGGCAAUGGAGGUUAUUUAUCACAGAGGGGUUCUUGAGGCCGUGUUCUCAUUCUUCAGACCCCCGGAGAGUCAGCUUGAAUCUGUAAAUGCCCUUUUGGAUGCUGCAAACGAGACCAUAGAAGGGCUAAGGAAUCAGACGCGUGCAGGUCUCGAAUACGCGCUUCAGACCCAUAAGACUAUCGAUAUGAAGGUUGACAUGAGCGCGCCCAUCAUUAUCAUCCCAGAAGACGUUUGUGCCCGGAAGUGUCGGCAUUUAGUUGUUGAUGUGGGCCAUAUAGCAGUAGAAAGUGAUCUCGCAGACAAAGCAGCACUAAGGGAAAUUCAAGCGAAGCGAAAUCAGCAAUACACAGACGAAGAUUUCCGUCGUCUGGAGUCAAUGAUGUACGAUAAAUUCCUCCUUUCCCUCACGUCGACUCAGGUCGUUAUAGGUCCCGACCUUGAAUUGUGUUUGGCAGCACUCGCCGAGCAUAAGAACGGAGAGUUACACCUCCUUGAGCGGAUUGAUAUCAGAUUCAAUGUCCAAAUGUCGAUCGUAGCGGAAGCAGCGAAUCUGACACGCUUCAAAGCGUCUGGAAAGCUUCCAUCUCUCGCAGUUAACAUUUCGAACUCGAAGUAUCAAGCUCUGAUGCGUAUAAUUGAUGUUGCUAUCCCUCAUUUUGGUGAAAACCAACAACCGUCAACGCGGGACAGUCAGAGAGAGCAACUGGUUGUCGAUCGCGGAGUAUCAACGAAAUUUUUCGAUACUGGUGCCGGGCCAGAAUAUGUCGUCGAAGACCCUACCACUAGCACGGGCGCCUUCGAACAGCGAUCUGCUUCGCCUCAUGACCCUUCAAAUCAGCGGAUUUUUGAACUUCAGUUUGAGGUUGAAAGGCUUCAAGCAUCCCUUUACAAGACCAGCCCUGACGAAACCGAAAAUCUUUUAGCGGAGGCUUCUCUGAACUUCUUUACUUUGCGUUUCGUUCUUUCGACGUAUGACAUGAAAGCGGAUAUAUCAUUACGAGCUCUUGGUCUGAGUAUGAUUCCUCAAGAACCGUUGGCAGGAGAGAAUGCCAUCCCUCUCUUGUCUUCUGUGGAUAAUGCUUUACACCAGGCCACUCCACGUUCGACAGAUGUCAUGCGGGUCCACUAUACACGAGUCCAGAAGAAUUCGCCCGAUUUUUUAGGGUUAUUUGAGGGCAUCGAUCAGCACGUCAACAUCGAGUUGUCAACUCUUGUGUUCUCUGCGGUACCCAAGCCAGUAAUUGAUCUCUACGAAUUCAUCAUGUUGACCUUCGUCCCUACUGGGACUGACGCCAGCGAUUCAUCACCUGGGCAGCCUCCAGUCGGCUCGGGAGAAUCAGUUCAAAAAGCCAAAGGACUGAGUGUAGACCGAAUUCGUUUGAGGCUCCAACUAAGCAGCGUCCAACUUAUUCUAAUCGAUAAUCGCAGAAUAGCUACACUCUCCCUUUCCACCGCAAAAGUUACUCUCUUGCUCCAGUCCAAUACAUUGCAACUAACACUUCAAUUGGGCAAUCUAAGUCUAAUCGAUGACUCCAAGGGCACUAUCGGUUUUAAAGCCAAUAACUCCGUCCUUUCAAUUGAAGGUGACAACCUUGCGGAUCUUACGUACGAGACAUUCGAUUUGCAAGCCCAUCCAGACAAAAAAGUUAACUCCUCAGUCGAUUUGCGUUCCGGCUCGCUCAAAUUUUAUGUGCUGGAGAAACCCCUUCAUGAUCUCUAUCAAUUUCUGGUGAAAUUCGCACGGCUAAAAAGCCUGUACGACGCAGCCAGGGAAGCUGCUGUCCAAAGAGCAUCUGAAAUCCAAAAAAUGCAGUUCAAUGUCGCCAUUCAAUCCCCAAUCCUUGUUUUCCCUAGCGAGAUCACCAGUAGCCAGCAUCGGCUGGUGAUGCGCUUGGGAAAGAUUGCAGCGAAGAACGAUUACCUUGAGCAUUCGAGCCACAUUGGCGCCAGUCUCACAGGCAUCAGCCUGACAUCUGAAAAUGAUCACAACCAACUUCCGAACUUGCUGAAAAUGCUGGAUUUCGUAGACAUUUAUGCGGACAUCAAUCAGUUUGAUAAUAGCGAUCCUAGCAAACCGGGUAGUUGGGUUACGGUCCAAAUGUCGGACGUUGACAUGUCUCUGACACAGAACCAGUAUUGCGCAAUAAUGCGGAUUUUAGAAGCAAUCCCUCGUAUCAUUGACGUCGGUCAGGUCCCCUCACCUGACCAACCUAAGGCAGAGCCGGCUCAAUAUGCUGAGAAAGCUACAGAUAUCAUAACACCGACCCCUCCAGAUCUUGCACCAGAGUUGCAAUAUACUCUCUCGGCCCCUUCUUCUGAGGAGACUCCGAGGGCUUUACUUGAGCUUCUGUUUACGCUCAAGGCUGUCCGCUUGCAUCUUUAUAGUGCUGAGGCUAUACAAGAGUCAGAUCUCAGGAACGCAGGGAUUGCCCGUUUCGCCUUGUCUGAAACCACACUCCGUAUGAAGACCCUGCCAAGGGGUGGAACACAAGCUGAGGUUGUUCUUCAGUCAUUUACAAUGACCAACACAUGCCCAGGAUCCUCGCGCUUCAGAGAAAUUAUACCCGCCCAGAGGAACCGCAGCCAGCCGCAAGCCAUGGCCACGUAUACUUCCUCUGGUACUGGAAGUGACCAAUCGACUCUUAUCGUGCUUACCGUGGAUUCUCCGAAAGUAUUAUUUGCCCUUGAUCCCGUCUUCGCAUUGCUUGCAUUCUUUACUAGUGCUUUCCCCUCCAGACCAUCUCCUGACCCGACACAUGGAGUCGAAACCACUCCAGGGAACGCCACUGGGGAUCCUAGUGCCUUACAGCCGAAGCUACGAUUCAGGGUUGAUCUUCAUGACGUAUCACUCACACUCUUGGAUAACGACGGGGAUCCAGAUAGCCGUGCCAUCGCUUUAUCCAUCAAACAGAUCCUAACGAGCCAAGAGGGUAUCCUUGCUCUAUCAAUCAAUCAGCUUGGGAUGGCUUUGACUACCAUGCAAUCACACGAGCACCUCAAAUUUCUGGAUGAGCUUGAUUUCACACUGUCUCUUGACAAUCGCCAAACAGCGAAACAUCAAAUGACAAGUAUUGAGGUCUCUUUGCAACCUGUCAUUUUCAGAGCUUCACCCUCCGACAUUAGUUUGAUACUGGGCAUUAUCAGCCGCGCAACAAGCAUGUAUUCUUCCCAGUCAUCUAAAGCCCAGCCUCAGCAGCCAUCUGCCACCAAAUCCAAUCCGAGAGGCCCCUCAGCAGCGGACCGCUCGAGUAGGAAGGUGCCGACCAGAAGUGAUCGAGGAAGAUCAUCAAUCGGCCAACCUCAAGUCUAUAUAUUAAAGGAGAAACUCAGUGCAAGGUUUGAAGGGUUGCGGCUCGUAUUGAUUGGGCAGAUGUAUCAGCUUCCCAUUGUUGACUUCAACAUUGGCGCAUUUGAAGUCACUCUGAGUGAUUGGUCCAGGGAGCUUUCAGGUGCUACCACAAUUGCCGUAAAUAUGCAGUACUGGAACUUUUUAAACUCGCACUGGGAGCCACUCAUUGAUCCAUGGAAGAUGUCUUUGCAGAUUGCAGACCAAUCGCAAGCAAAUCUGGGAAAAGUGGUGACACUUUCGUCCAUGGAUAGGCUUGAUGUGAACUUCACGUCAGCCUUCGUUGAAUUGGCAUUGUCAAUAGCAUCGACCUGGCCGUCCCAGAGCGAGAGGUCGCUGCAAUACGACCGAACCGAACGUGCGCCUUAUAGGGUUUGGAAUUGCACCGGGAGUCCAAUUGCUGUAUGGCAUGACCGAGAUGGCAACAAUAGAGAGACGAUUGAAAAUGCGGUUAGGCUUGAGAAUGAUAAGAUGGUUGACUGGAGGUUUGAAGACAGCAAGAGUCUGCGAGAGCGCAUUGCCACGAGUCGCAAUAAUAUGAUCGGCAUCCAAUUUCAAGAACGCUCCUGGGAUCCUCUACGAUCAAUUUCUGUGGAUACCGAGGGUGAAUCUGUCUACGUCCUUCGUCCUAGGACAGGGCAUGUCUCCGAUAGACUUUUGUGUGAAAUCCGUGUCGAGGAAACCGUUAAAGUUGUCACCCUUCGUUCCACCUAUCUGAUCGAGAAUCUCACUCUUUACCCACUGGAAUUGGUUGUCAUGGACAUCAAAAACAAGCCGGGUUAUCCUGUUCAGAAACUAGCACCGGGAAAAAGCUUUGCGGUUCCUAUUGAGGCAGUCACCCAAUACAGAAUCAAGAUUCGCCCUGACAGUGGAUUUGGCUAUAACUGGUGCUCAGAUGCGAUCCGAUGGGAGGACAUGAUUCGGAUGCCUGUAUCGAAUAUUGUCUGCCGUUCGAAGGAUGACAUCGAGCCUCCCUUUCGCUUCCAAGCAUCAGCCCAUUUCGACCCCCAUGAUCCUUCGGCCCGGAAGUAUCCCAAAAUUACUUUGCAAUUACGGGCCCCUAUUGAAAUUGAGAAUCUUCUUCCAUACGACUUAAACUACCGCAUAUUCGACAAGAACACGAAUCAGAACUGGUCUAGCUUCCUGCGAAAAGGUGGAACUAUGCCCGUCCAUUCUGUGCAACUCGACCAUCUGGUCCUUUUAAAUGUGGAUGUUCAAGACUCGGGACUGAAACCUAGCGAAUUUGCCAUCAUCAACACCGAUAAUCCGGCGGACUUUGACAUCGAAAAGAAACUCACGUUGUCUGACAAGAGCGGGCGAGGGAUUGAUCUACGACUUAACUAUGUAAAAUAUCCUAAUGCCGGAGGGGCGUUUAAGGCUCAGAUCUACAGCCCUUUUGUGCUUGUCAACCGUACCGGUCUGCCGUUCUCCCUGCGGUCAGGAUCUUCAAAGGCUGUUGCAGGACUCAUGGGUACCGAGACUAGUCAGCCCGGGCCGUUUAUGUUUUCGCAUGCUCAAUCGCGGGGCCAUGAGUUCUCUCUGCGGUUAGGGGAAUCUAGCUGGUCAAAUGUACUCUCGUUCGAGGCACCAAGUGCCGAAACCCAGGUCAUUCUUGACAGACCCGGUACCAAGGAUUGCUAUCAUGUCGGGGUCUCGUGGGAACUCGGACUUGGGAAGUACAAGUUGAUCAAAGUCGUUACGUUGGCUCCUAGGUGCAUUGUGAAGAAUAACCUAGACAGAGCUAUCACAUGCCGAGAGGUCGGAGUACCUCCGACAGAGAAUUCUACAGUCCAACCUGGAAGCAGGCUUUCGAUGUUGCAACUCCGGUCAAGGACCGAAGAGCUGCUGAAGGUUGCUUACCCCGGAUUGAAUGCCAGAUGGACGGCUCCAAUCAACAUGCAGGUCGUAGGCGCAAUCCAUCUGCGAAUGUAUGCUCCGGGGGAAGAGGAACAAAAGCCUGACCUUGUUAAAGUCGAUAUUGCAGUUGAGAGUGCGACCAUUUUUGUCACUUUUUCACUCGAAACUGGUCGCUGGCCAUUUAGGAUUGAAAAUGACAGCGAUAUCCCGUUCUCAUUCUGUCAAUCCGAUGACUCAUUGUCUGCUGCGUCCUCAUCCCGUGUUCCUCGUAACACCGUUCAGGCACACUCAUCCAUUGAUUACGCAUGGGACUCCCCUUCGGCACCGAACAAGAGAAUUCGACUGUUUGCACCUAAUGGCGAUUCUCGAGAGAUUGACAUUGUGGAGAUCGGAGACUUAAUCCCCUUCAAGUUCCGUACAAAUCGUGGUUCGUUUACUGUGUCUCUCGAUGUACGGGCGGACAUGGGCGCCCAAGUGCUUUCCAUCUCGAACUACGUCCAGGAAUAUAGUUUAUACAGACCAGCCCUGCGGAGGUCAAGUUCCGCAUCCCGCUCUGAUACGUUGGUGGGGACGGAGGCCUUUGAAACUGUUAUCCCGAAGGAUGUCAGGAUCAACUUAACUAUCAACCUUGACUUUGAAGGACUUGGACUCUCUCUCGUUAACAAGAAAUUGGUGGAGUUGAUGUACAUCUCGUGCACCAAAAUGAAGGUCGAAUACACAGACACGGACGCCGCACAAAGCGUCAAUCUCUCCAUUGGUUCAGUGCAAGUGGAUAAUCAACUCCAUGAUGCUCUCUAUCCAGUCAUUCUCCAGCCCACGCCGAUCUCGAGAUCUGAUCGGACAGCAGAUAUUCCCGCGAUACAGGCUUCGCUUAUGAUGCUGAAAGACGACUCGCACGGUGUUUUGUUCAUCAAGUACGCCUCUGUCUUGCUGCAGGCCAUGAGUAUCAGUGCGGACGAAGAUUUCUUGUUCGCUCUUCUCGAUUUCUCCAAGUUCUCCUCCGUUUCAUGGGGAGACAGUAAACAGGACGCGCUGCUCCGCCAUCCUGAUGGCAUACCGGACCCAACGCCAGUUGCCGAGGGUCAAGAGCUUUACUUCGAAGUCCUGGAGUUGCAGCCGGUACGGCUGUUGCUCUCGUUUAUGCGUACGGAGAGGAUUAAUGCAGAAGACAAACUGGUUAUUCGGAGUCCUAUAGCGGUGGUCAUAAAUACACUCACCAUGACGCUGGGAAAUGUCAAUGAAGCACCCCUGGAGUUGAACGCCUUGGGUAUUAAGGACGCGCGUAUGACUUCCACGAUUCUCCUAGACCGAAUCAUAUUCCACUACCGUCAGGAGGUCCUUCGCCAAAUCUAUCGCAUCCUGGGGUCGGCGGAUUUCCUUGGGAAUCCAGUUGGUCUCUUCACCAAUGUUAGCUCUGGGAUUGUAGAUGUUUUCUACGAACCCUACAAAGGCGUGGUCAUGCAUGGUAACUCAGAACUUGGAGUUGGGAUUGCCAAAGGUGCAGCCAGCCUAGUAAAGAAAACUAUUUUUGGCCUCUCGGAUAGUGUCACCAAGGUUACAAGUAGUAUCGGAAAGGGAUUAUCAUCUGCCACUUUCGACUCUGAGUUCCAACGUCAAAGAAGAUUGGCGCAACGACAGAACAAACCAAAACAUGCUAUUUAUGGGGUUGCCGCUGGCGCCGAGGCUCUUGCCACUAGUUUUCAGAGUGGCAUCGAGGGUGUCGUGAUGAAGCCCAUUGAAGGCGCCGAGUCUGGUGGCGCUGUCGGUUUUUUCAAAGGAAUCGGGAAAGGACUUGUAGGUGCCGUCGCAAAGCCAAUGGUCGGAGUUUUCGAUUUGGCAUCAAAUGUGUCAGAAGGUAUCCGCAACACAACUACUGUUUUUGAUGCACCAAAGCGCGACCGUGUGCGAAUACCCAGGCAUGUACCAUAUGAUGGAAUAUUGCAGCCGUACUCCCAACUCGAGGCCGUCGGUCAGUCAUGGCUGAAAGACCUCGAAGGCGGAAAAUUCCGGAACGAAGCAUAUGUCGCUCACCUUGAAACGCCCGGACACGACGUUGUAGUCAUCCUCACAACAUCAAUCAUAAUAGCCUUCGGGCAAAGGAAAUUGAGGCUCGAAUGGGAGAUUCCGUUUAAUCGACUUCAGGCGAUCACUCUUGACGAUUCUGGCAUACGGUUCAGCGAUAAAGCAGGAAAGGAGUAUGACCAGUUUGUUCCCGCACCGAAGAAGACUAAAGCUUGGUUCUACAAAGAGAUCGAGAAAGUCAUUCUACGUUAUACUACACGACGGAGGAUGGAGCGUUAGAGUGUAUGUUGAAAUUUCUAUCAAGUACUCGUUGGAUUCUAAUUUAAUAGAGGCGGGUGACCUGCCUAUCGUUGGAUGAAUUGCUAUCCUACCUCUUUUUCUCAACAACACGUGUGUAAACAUCCUCCCGAAUUAAAAUUCUACUAUGAAAAAACAUAUGUCUGGGGGGUCUCAGAAAAAUGGGGUUGGCCAACGUUCUUGGGAAAAAAAUUAUGAAAGAGCGAU